AUGCGAGAAAUCAUAGCAGCAUUCACACAAAUUUUCGUAUGUGUCUAUAUGAAUUCUGACAGCUGGGUUGAAGAAAGGACCUUGUUAUGAACCCUUACAAUUUUAUUUUACUAUAUUUCUUCAAUAUUACUCAAAAAGCACUCAUGGCAAAAGGAUGAAAAAAUUUGUCUGAUUCUUGGGCUUGCUACUUUUGCUCUUUUUUCGGGAUUUCUGCUUACUCUUGAUUGUGAGGUAUAUAGCGUAUUUAUAUAAAAAAUUAAAAAAUAAUUUUUUGUUAUAGAUUAUGAAUUGUUAUGUGGCAUGAUAUUUAAAAAAAUAUAAAUUUUAUAACCAAAUCCCUAAAUUUAUUAUUAGUAAAAUACAAGAAAAAUUAUUAAUAAAUUUAAAAAAAAAACCUCAUAAUAUAUUAAAAGUCAUCUCAUAGAGGGAGAUUUAGUUAUUGUUCAGCUGUCGACCAUUGGAUUAUCUUUUUAGCGACAGCACUCGUAGACAUCAUAGUAGCAGUUUUACAAUUUUGCCCUCCUCUCUAUCUUGAUAACCAUGGCUUAUCAGGAAACUUCAGACUGCUCCAUGGAUUUUUAUUAGUCAUGAUGUCUUCAAUGGUAUUGACUGGUAAACUGUCCUUUAGGCUAGUUCUCGAUAUGGUGCCUUCUCAUUUAUCCUGGCAGACAUGAGGAUUAAUCAAGGAAUGCCGCUCCUCCAGAGAUGAUACCAAAAAAAGUAUAGUAAGCACAGCAAUUAUAUUAGGAAAGCAUGGGUGUUUUAAGAUGAUUGUGCUGUUUUGCUUGUUUUCUGACUUAUAUAUAGCAAUAGAUAUGGCCAGUUAUUCAAUUUCAAGAGGGUUGCCUCUACUACUUAUUCCAUGGCAGAUUCGGAUUUCUUAUAAGCUGAAAUAUAUGAAAAUAGGAUCGUUAAGUGCUGAGGCUUUUGCAUAUAUGAUUGCAUUUUGGAGGGUUAUUUUUUAUACAGAAAUUUAUUCAAAAUUAACGGUUUUUGCAGAGAAAAUGUCUGGCUACCCAAAAUUUUCUGUAAUGUCGCCUAGAAUUAAUUUAAAUGCUAAAAGUUCAGGAUAAGCAAUAUGCAACGAUUGUAUUUAAUGCUUUAAUUGUAUUAGGAAUAGCUUACAAAUAG
This is a messenger RNA of Blepharisma stoltei, 1131 nucleotides long. The record is from the annotation of a GenBank genome assembly. Lineage: Eukaryota; Ciliophora; Heterotrichea; Heterotrichida; Blepharismidae.